GAGCAGCGCAGUCAUUAGCACAGGAACCACGGAGGCAUCAGGGGUCAGAUCCGGGGGCUCUCCGCUCAGUGUGCUGGAGCCAGAAAAUGGCCAUGCACCCUCGUCGAGUUCGUUUAAAGCCAUGGCUGGUGGCCCAGGUCGACAGCGGAAUGUAUCCUGGUCUUACGUGGUUAGACAGAGAGGCCAAGAGGUUUCAAAUCCCAUGGAAGCAUGCGACACGUCACAGUCCUCAACAUGAAGAGGAGAACACAAUCUUCAAGGCAUGGGCUGUGGAGACCGGCAAAUAUCAUGAAGGCGCAGAUGAUCCUGAUCCAGCCAAGUGGAAGGCCCAGCUGCGCUGUGCACUCAACAAGAGUCGGGAGUUCAAACUCAUGUAUGAUGGCACCAAAGAAGUUCCUAUGAAUCCAAUAAAAAUUUAUGAGGUCUGUGACAUACCUCAAUCUCAAGGAUCCAUAAUUAACCCAGGUUCAACUGGAUCCUCACCAUGGGAUGAUGAUGAAUAUGAUGAAGAAGAUAUAAACCAGUCUCAACUUCAUGUUCCAAUCCAAGAGCCAUUCAAUGGAUUAACUAUUCACGAUUCUCCGAUGGCCCCUGCCAGCAUUGGAAGUUGCACUCCAGAGCCAAAUUGGCCGAAAUCGGAGCCACAAGAUAUGGAAGUCCCACAGACCCCAGGAGCGGUUGAGUUUUUCAACACUCCUGAGUUGUGGAUUAGUUCUCUGCCAAUGACGGAUUUAGAAAUCCAGUUUUUGUACAGAGGGAAAGAGAUGGGCCAGACAAUGACUGUCAGUAACCCCCAAGGUUGCCGAUUAUUCUAUGGAGAUCUGGGUCCAAUGCCCAAUCAGGAAGAGCUCUUUGGUCCCAUAAGUCUUGAACAGGUUCGAUUCCCUGGUCCAGAGCAAAUAGUAAAUGAGAGGCAGAAGCUGUAUACCAGCCGCCUUCUAGAUGUCAUGGACAGAGGCCUUAUCUUAGAAGUGAGUGGACAUGCCAUCUAUGCCGUAAGGCUGUGCCAGUGCAAGGUAUACUGGACGGGACCUUGUUCUCCUUCUCCAAACAUUCCGAAUUUGAUUGAAAGGCAGAAGAGAGUGCAGCUUUUCUGCCUGGAGACAUUUUUAAGUGAACUCAUUACACAUCAGAAAGGAGGCGGGGCUAAGCAUCCACCAUUUGAAAUCUACUUGUGUUUUGGAGAGGAGUGGCCUGACGGUAAACCAAAGGAGCGCAAACUUAUCAUUGUUCAGAUUAUUCCAGUGGUGGCCCGGAUGAUUCUUGAGAUGUUUUCUGGAGAGGUCACUCGCUCCUUUGAAAGUGGAAGCGUUCGUUUGCAGAUUUCUGUUCCUGAUAUCAAAGACAACAUUGUCGCUCAUCUCAAACAUCUUUACCGCCUUUUACAGAACCACCAGAGCCCCGAUGGUUGGCCAAUCAUGCAGCACCCAAACAUGCAGCAAGCGGCUUUGCAGGCAACACAUUUGCAGCCAUCAAACCUUCAUAUGGCUCAGGCACUGCAAGCUCAGUGAUGGCAUGUGUACAUAACUUGGAGGACUGCCUGAGAAGAAGGAGCCCACAUUCUCCUUUGAGGCUGGAUUACUGGGGCAUAGAGUACUCUUACCUUAAUAUGCAGCCUUAUAGAUGUAGCCCUGGAGAAGAUAAGGGAGUCUGUAAAUUACUGUUUCUGUGCACAAGUCACUUAGAGUACUUAACCAAUGCUUAUAAUAGCACAUAUUCAAAAUAACAUUUUAUAUACAAUUAUUUUUCUUUUUGUAAAUGUUCUAACUCUCCUGAUAAUAAGCAUCAGUAUAUAUAUAUAUAUAUAUAUAUAUAUAUAUAUAUUACCCAAAGUGCCUCGAGAAAGCUGGAAUUUCUAUGGCAUAUACAGCAAUCAUUCAGCAGAUUUUAGCAGCCACCGUGGUCAAUACUUAUUUAUUAUAUUAAUGUGUCAUACGGCAUUAUAACCUUGCUAACUUGUGAAAUAUUGAAUAAAACGGAUGCUUUGUUAUCACAUUCACUGCUGUUAGUGCAAGCUUUGCUGCAGAUAAGGCUUUUGUACAAAAUUGCUUUCUAAAAUACGCAAUUCCUACUUGCCUUUUUUUACUGUUUUUAUUUUGUAAAAAGUAAA
Molecule: messenger RNA, 2110 nt
Organism: Bufo bufo (common toad)
Lineage: Eukaryota; Metazoa; Chordata; Amphibia; Anura; Bufonidae
Gene: IRF6
Product: interferon regulatory factor 6
Exons: 8
Coding region: 87-1511 (474 amino acids)
Biological process (GO): immune system process; regulation of transcription by RNA polymerase II
Cellular component (GO): nucleus
Molecular function (GO): RNA polymerase II cis-regulatory region sequence-specific DNA binding; DNA-binding transcription factor activity, RNA polymerase II-specific; protein binding
Source: RefSeq, a predicted model, not a curated record